Messenger RNA from Callorhinchus milii (elephant shark), 5566 nucleotides. Its product is annotated as collagen alpha-5(IV) chain. Gene Ontology annotation, cellular component: collagen trimer. NCBI's taxonomy places the organism in Eukaryota, Metazoa, Chordata, Chondrichthyes, Chimaeriformes, Callorhinchidae. Gene Ontology annotation, molecular function: extracellular matrix structural constituent. The transcript has 32 exons. The record is from RefSeq and is a predicted model, not a curated record. Bases 15 to 3689 code for a protein of 1224 amino acids.
CUGAAGGUGAUAUUAUGCGUAUUCCUGCUGAGCCAGGACCUGUAGGCCCACAUGGAAAAAUUGGUUUCAUUGGCCCUCCGGGUGAAGAUGGUUGCAAGGGCGAUAAAGGAGCCAUAUGUACAUCGUGCGGUGGAAUUUCAAACCCUGGUCCACAUGGUCUGCCCGGGACGUUUGGCAUACCUGGCGGACCAGGAUUAAAAGGUCACAAAGGGAAUCUGGGACUUCAGGGAGACCGUGGGAAUGCAGGGUUUCUGGGCCCUUCAGGCAUUCCUGGUGGCGAUGGAUUUCCUGGACCAAAGGGUGAACCAGAGCCUGGAGGAGAGCCAGGUGAGAAGGGGAUCAAAGGUCACGUAGGCUUUCAAGGGAUGCCAGGAAAACCAGGAAGAGAUGGAAACUGCGGUCAGCCUGGGCAGAAAGGAUUCCGAGGACAGAAGGGUGACUUGACACCAUUUCCACCAAAGGGUGGUCGGGGUCCAUUUGGCGUCCCCGGAAACCCUGGAACCUCAGGGUGUGUGGGAAAUCCUGGACCAUCGGGGAAUGGAUCUUCAGGACAGCCAGGACCUAAAGGCGAUCUAGGAGUCAAUGGGUUUCCAGGGCCACGUGGUUUCCAAGGUACCAAAGGAGAAGAGGGCAAGUACUUUUCAGUGCCAGGCUUACCAGGACCUUGGGGUAAUCCAGGAGCCCGCGGAUACCCUGGCAACAGAGGUAGACCCGGAGUUCCAGGUGUAAACAUGCCACCAGGUUCUCAAGGCAAAAAAGGAGAACAAGGUAUAUCAGGUGUUGGGCUGCCAGGUCCUUCAGGACUCAAAGGUAACACAGGAUUUCCAGGAGAAGUGGGUUUUCCAGGGAUUUCAGGAAGACCAGGAAAACCGGGAACACCAGGCCACCAGGGACCAACAGGCUCUCAGGGCGACAAAAGCUGUGGACCACCUGGUAAUCGCGGCCCACCAGGCCCACCGGGACGUGUCGGGUUACUGGGGCAGAAGGGGAAUUUGGGGCCAUCGGGUCCUCCCGGUGACCAAGGCUCCCCAGGCUACGAUGGAUCUAGAGGUUCUCAAGGUGAUCCAGGUCCUCAAGGAUGUCAAGGGCCAACUGGUCAACGGGGACAGUUAGUAACAGGGAUACCUGGUCCUCCAGGUGUUGAAGGUCCCUUCGGAUUUCCUGGCCCACGAGGACCGCUAAGCAUAGGACCUGCAGGAGAUCCGGGAAUACCAGGGCUGGAUAUUCCAGGCCCCCCUGGGACUCCCGGCUCACCUGGGCCACAUGGCUGCCCAGGGCCAUCUGGACCAAGAGGUUAUACAGGACCACCGGGCCUGAUCGGGUUACCAGGCAUCGCAGGUGAAAAAGGUGAGCCUGGUUUAAUGGGAAAGCCCGGAUGUGCAGGGUCACCAGGGUCCCCUGGAAAUUCGGGCCCCAGAGGAGAUAAAGGUUACAAGGGAAUGCAAGGAUCAAAGGGUGCGACAGGUCCCCAGGGAUUUCUGGGUGUAAAGGGUGAAAAAGGAAUGCAAGGACCCUUGAGAGAUUGGACUGUGAAAGGUGAAACUGGAAAUCCUGGAAUUCCAGGACCUGAAGGAAAGCCAGGACAAAAAGGUGAGCCCGGUUCCCAUGGUAACCCAGGAAGUUGCGGUCAAGAGGGAAUACCAGGAGCAAUAAGCCCACCAGGUUCCCCAGGUGAUCCAGGUGUGAUAGGGAAUCCAGGAAAUCCAGGAUCUCCAGGAGAUACUGGGGCUAUUGGUCCAAUGGGCAUUCCAGGUCAGAAAGGAGACAAAGGGAUCCUCGGAAUACCAGGAACAUUAGGUCCAUCUGGCAAUCCAGGUUCCUUGGGUUUAAAGGGAAAUAAAGGAGAAGAAUGUCCUGCAGGCUGUGGCAGUCCAGGGCUUCCUGGAGAAAAGGGUAAUAAAGGCACAUCAUUCCCUGAAGGACCACCAGGACCUCCUGGGUCUCCGGGUAAAACAGGACUUCCAGGGUUUUCUGGGGACCGUGGUGAAAAAGGGGACCCCGGCCUACCGGGAGAAUCAGGUUUUCCAGGUCCUCAAGGUCCCAAAGGAUUAGACGGACUACCAGGCUUGCGGGGAUCUCCCGGAAUUUCAGGCAUUCCAGGAAUAACAGGGCGCUGUGGCCCACCGGGACAGUCGGGUGAAAUUGGCAUACAAGGAUAUGAUGGUAUUCCAGGCCUACCAGGAAUGAAGGGAAACCCAGGCUGCGCUGGAGAAGGACCACAAGGAAAUCCAGGCACGCCUGGCCCAGCAGGGUCUAAAGGUGACAUGGGACCUUGUGCAGCUGGCGGUGACCAGGGUCCUCUUGGUGAAGUAGGUGACCCGGGCCCUUCUGGACUUCGGGGACCCUGUGGGCCACCUGGGGCUCGCGGUCCUGCUGGGAAGAACAUCCAGGGACCCAAAGGAAAUCAAGGGCCUUCAGGCUCCUGUGGACCUGCAGGUGUUCGUGGACCAAAAGGAUACCCUGGGCUCCAAGGACCAGUUUGCUUGGAAGGUGAUAAAGGCUCACCUGGCACUCCAGGACAUUCGGGCCAGCCAGGUGCCAAAGGAGAUCCAGGUGUACCAGGAGUACCAGGAAAUCCUGGCAGCCCGGGUUGUCAUGGAUCCAAAGGUGAUCAAGGUUCACCAGGUGUUCCUGGAUUCCUAGGUAUGAAAGGUAGCAAAGGACCUCUGGGAAGGAAAGGAGAUAGAGGACGCCAGGGGACAUGUGGACCUCCAGGUCCCCCAGGGCCACCAUCCUGCCCACCGAUUGCAGCUGAAAAGGGUGAUUUGGGAUUACCGGGCCUUUUGGGAGUUAAAGGAGAAAGAGGAUUCCCUGGACCUCGUGGCCCCCCUGGAUGUAUAGGGCAACCUGGGUCUCCUGGACCACCUGGUGAUGAUGGAUAUCUGGGAAACUCAAACCAAAAUGGAAAUAAAGGUUCCCGGGGACCCUCUGGACCUCCAGGACCAAAGGGAUAUCGAGGACCUCCAGGAAAGAUGGGACCCCCAGGACAUAAUGGGAGAGCAAGCACAGACAACCAAGGUUUUAUCUUCACACGGCACAGUCAGACUGUAGAAAUCCCUACAUGCCCAAAAGGCACUACCAAGCUCUACACCGGCUACUCACUCCUGUUUGUGCAGGGCAACAGACGAGCACAUGGACAAGACUUGGGGACCUCGGGCAGCUGCUUGACACGAUUCAACACAAUGCCAUUCUUAUUCUGUAAUGUUAAUGAUAUCUGUAACUAUGCAUCGAGAAACGACUAUUCAUACUGGCUGUCAACUCCACAACAAAUGCCUCAAGAUAUAGCUCCUGUCAGUGGACACGAGGUCAAGCCAUUCAUAAGCAGAUGUAUUGUGUGUGAAAGUCCAGUGAUGCUCCUAGCUGUGCACAGCCAGACUGUUCAGAUCCCCCCGUGCCCCAGGGGCUGGAAGUCCUUGUGGAUUGGCUAUUCUUUCGUAAUGCAUAGAAGUGCAGGAGCAGAGGGUUCCGGCCAAGCCCUAUCUUCCCCUGGCUCCUGUCUAGAAGAAUUCUCUGCUGCUCCUUUCAUCGAAUGCAGUGGGAGGGGAACCUGCAGCUAUUACAAAAAUAGUUACAGCUUUUGGCUGGCCACGUUGGAUAGCUCACAAAUGUUCAGGAAACCCAAGCCACAAACGCUAAAAGCAGGAGAAUUGCAGUCAGUUAUCAGCCGCUGUCAAGUCUGUAAAAAGUAAAGGUGGACUCGCCACCUGGGAAGCUGGACCAGAUGAGAAUACAAUGUUGCUGUUUCUAAUGAUGUACUGAAAUAUGUCAGAGCAGCAAUGAAGACGAGCAGAACGUGACUGACUGGACCGGUAUUGUUGGUGCUUUGAUGAUAACUAUCGUUUUGCACAAUGAUUUAUGAGGACGGAUCACUUGGCACAUUGGUGCUGUUUUCAACGGUGCAUGUUCUUCCAAGCUCUGCAUAGUCUCUGCCGCACUCUCCUUUUAUUUAAAGAGACCUUGCAAUGCGGACGCACUGUGUUGUGUCAGAUCAACCUGCACCUUUUAAAUAGGAGGCAGCCCUCCAUUCACCUCUGGAUCACAGGAAAAGAAUCUACUGUAUCAGAGUUUGAUGAAGAGUCAUACACACAGUAAUUUCCAAAUGUCUGAAGAUGGCAUUGAUGAAUGCAGGAGGUCAGCCCUAAGCCUAGUGUACAUUGCAAAGACAUGUUUAUUUAAUAACACAUACCUCACUCAGAUAACUGAUUAUGACCUGCAAACUGUGGUUGGAAACAUUAAAUGCAGAAAGCAUUUCAUACAUAGGUUUUCAUGGUAUUUCAGGGUAUUGUUAAUGUUUCUUUUAUGUACAGCUAUCUAUGCACUGUAUGUGCUCCUGGGAACCUGUAUAGGUACUCUGUGUCAUACUGAGCAUAAGAGACAUUGAGAGUGCUGGAAAUGACAUUAUAUCAGUUUUGUCUUUAACCCUCCAAAUUUUAUUCAAACUCUCUCUAACUUUUAGCUAUUUACAGGGGUUUGAGAGACACUUGUGAGAGCAUAGAGCACCAAACAAGAAAAGGCCAUUUGGCACAUUCAGCCUAUUUUCUCAACGUACCACCCAAACCUUCCCAGUCAUGAAUAUCACCUUAAUUAUAAUAAUAAUAGGAGAAAUGCUGCACAAAUUAACCUGAACCCUGGUUAAUUGGGUAAAACCUCCAAAAUAUUCAGCAUUCACACUUUUCCACUGUUUAGCAUUGGCCUAAUUCCCUUCACAAUCAGUUAACUCUCCCGCUCACCAUACCAGUAUAUUUAUUCACCUCUCCUUGUAUUCCGAGUUGAGGAACAGAUCAUCCACGAUCUAAAAGAAUGGAGGAACAGUUCUGAGGGGCUAAAUGGCCUACUCCUGUUCCUCUGCUUUAAUGUUCCUAUGUUUCUUACUUCAAGUUUAAAAGAGAUUUCUUUGUGUUGCUUUUAUUUGCACAAUAAAAAGUCUCUUAUGAAUAGCAAACCACAGAAAAAUACAGAUAUAUUCUAAGAUAUGGUUUGCAAAGCACUAUUUGUUGAAUUAAAUCCAACUUGAUAUUGACUUGAGCAGGCAUUAUCAACUGAGCAACUGAGACUAAUUUUUUUUACAUACACUCUAACACAUAAUUAUGGCUAUUCUGAUAUUGAAUCAAUCAUUAAUAAUAACACUUGGUUUGGGUAUAUUUGAUGAACACAUCACUCUUAAAUAUCUUCUAUAUGCCUACACUUCUGCUUGGGUCUAGGGAACCUCUUAUCAUAUGGGAUAUGGGGCAAGGGCAGGUAAUUGGACUCGAAGCACAGAUCAGCCAUGAUCUUGUAGAAUGACGGAACAGGCUCGAGGGGUUGAAUGACCAACUCCUGUUUCUAUGUUUCUAUCAUUAAUAAGCACUUCCACUGUAAGUCUGUUAUUCACACUAUAUACAUUAGCUACUUUUUAUAAGGUAACUUGAGUUUUAUGUCUUAGAAAUGGUUAAAUGUAUAAAUAUAUAAAACUAUAUAUGCUCAAUAUUAAACAAAUGCCAUUGUCUUUUUAGCAGAUUUUUUUUACAAAUAAUUUUACUGGAAAUAUUAUGGGUAAUAGUGUGACAAUAAAGAGCACAUACUAUCA